AUGGAGAAGUCUUAUUGCAAGUUUCGAAUCUUGAUGAUUCUACCACUCAUCUUUGUGGUUCUAGAAGCUCAUAUGCUUAACGAAAAGCGAAAGUCAAAACAAGAGGUGUUUCCUUAUCUGUAUCAGAUUUAUGAGGAUCUCAAGCGCUUGUUCGGACAAGAUCCUUCUAAGAACGAAAGCGUAGCUCCUGUUGAGAACCACUACAUCACUGUGCCAAGCGAGUUUCAUUACUCUGGGCAUAUAGCUAACCCCAAUCCAUUGGAGCAUAUUCUUCCCUUGAAGAUGCAGUCUGGUCCCUCUACUUUGGUUGCCGAUCCGGAACAAAUAGAUGAGAGUAUAGCAGAUGAGCUAGAGUUAGAAAGCCUUAAACCCGAAAUAAUGUUGAGUCCUUUGGGCACUGAAGAGUCCGGUUCAUCAAUACCGCCUGCCAAGAUUGAGUCAACAAACUCCGUGCCCAAUGGCAAGCUUGCUACCAAGGUUGUGGUUGGAGGCCAAAACGUCGAGGAACCCAAUGUUGAAGCUAAUGCUCUAGUUGAGAAAGUUGCCGAGAAAAAGAUCCCAGCUAGUCCAGUAGUCGAAGGUGCCGAUGAGUCAAGUGAGCAAACCAAGGUUCUACUUGAGAAGUUUAACGAAGAAAGCUCGCAAGACAAGUCAUUAGGUGAGAAGGAAGAGUUAGGUGAAACUGCGGAUGAAUCUAACAGCCAAUCAAAUGCUACCGAAUCUAAGACUCAGCUUAACCCAAGCACCGAGGCUCUUAACGAAGAAAACACUCAAGACAAGUCAUUAGGUGAAACUGCGGAUGAAUCUAACAGCCAGUCAAAUGCUACUGAAUCCAACACUCAGCACAACCCAAACACUGAGGCUCUUAACGAAGAAAGCACUCAAGACAAGUCAUUAGGUGAAACUGCGGAUGAAUCUAACAGCCAGUCAAAUGCUACCGAAUCCAACACUCAGCACAACCCAAACACUGAGGCUCUUAACGAAGAAAGCACUCAAGACAAGCCAUUAAGUGAGAAUGAAGAAUCUAACAGCCAGCCAAAUGCUACUGAAUCUAAGACUCAGCUUAACUCAAGCACCGAGAGAGACGAGGAGUCAAACGCUGACACUAAUGGCCUACUUGAGAGAUCAGAGGACCUUGAAGAGUCUAGCACCGUGUCCAACAUUCUAACUGGAUCCUCUAGCACCGAACAACAUAAAGCCAACACAUUGCCGACUUAUGUUCACCGCACUUCCAAGUCUGAAAGCAAACACCACGGAAAGAAGCACACCACCUCUGAAUCAAAGCACUCUACAUUGCCUCGCAAGAAGACACGCGGACACCACAGUAAGUCGAAGCGAACUGUUCGAGCAGUACCUGAAGCCCCAGCACGGCCAAGAAGCCCAUCUCACAAAAUGAGCACUACCAACGCUUUGCCACAAGAAACCUCGACUUCCACCCUCAUCCCUAGUUCUAAUUCUAACUCUACCACCGACCCCAUUCCAAACAACACGCCUGCUCUUCUCAAUCAAUCCAAUGAGCCACAACCCAAAGACAUUCCUGCCACACAAGUCUCUAGUAAGACAGAGCCCCGAGUCGAUGAGCCAAAGGAGCAGACUAGUACUCUUUCAGCUGAACCCGUAGUUGCUGAGACCAAAGCCGUCGCUAAGGAAUUCAACGAGAUAGUCCCUGUUUCUUCUACUCCAGACGAGUUGGUCGUUUCUAACCCUACCCAAGUAGUUGCUCGUAAAGAAGAAAGCACCGACGACAACGAACCAGAUUACAUCUUUGGAAUCUCUCCUUUGAAACCAGUCCAAAUAGAAGACGACACCGGAAGUAAUGGCCAAAUGGUACACAAAGUCCGUCUUCAAAAAGGAUCAGUUCUCUUCUCCAAGCCUGCCAUUGUCACCCAAGGUUCCGAAUCAAUCACCAACAAGCAGUUUGAUGAGGGAAUUUACGAAAUCUCAGAAGGAUUCUUUGUUAUCUCCUCCAAUAAGCGGCACUCCACCCCAAAGAACAAUCUGCCCGCUCUUAACAACGAUGCUGAAGAACUUGCCACCUCCGUGGUCAUCUCCGAAAUCACGCCAAAUGACGAGCAGACAACCACACAAGAUCAAGCAACUGUCUCAGAGAAGGAAGCUCCCUCAGAACAGACAGCCAUGAAAGAGGACGAGCCCGCCACCGUUUCAAGCGAAGGUCAAAAUGUACCAUUAGAAGAUGACAACGCCACGGUGUACUACGAUGAGGAUGAUGAUUCCGAAAGCUCAAUUGGAUUUGUACGACAAUACAUGUACAAGCCGGUUGGUAAGAAAAAUCGCCGUAUAGACAAAGCCUCCUACGAACAAUACUACCCUAAGGGCCGAGACGGUAGCUCAGUCGAUGACUCUACUUCUGUCAACAGCCAGAAUACCUCCACUAGUUUCACCUCUGAUAGUGGUCGGUCUUCUCCCAGUGCAUGUAACAGAAUGAGCACUCUCGUCACCCACAAACUAGUAGCCCGCCUAAACCCCAACACCAACCAAAUCGUAAUGUGUGCAGCCGCCCCUGCUCAGUAA
Nematocida homosporus is the source of this 2532-nucleotide messenger RNA. RefSeq lists its product as uncharacterized. The record is from RefSeq and is a predicted model, not a curated record. The coding region runs from base 1 to 2532 and encodes 843 amino acids. Lineage: Eukaryota; Fungi; Microsporidia. The transcript has a single exon.